Zasmidium cellare ATCC 36951 is the source of this 933-nucleotide messenger RNA. RefSeq lists its product as uncharacterized. The transcript has 2 exons. Bases 1 to 933 code for a protein of 310 amino acids. The record is from RefSeq and is a predicted model, not a curated record. NCBI's taxonomy places the organism in Eukaryota, Fungi, Ascomycota, Dothideomycetes, Mycosphaerellales, Mycosphaerellaceae.
AUGGCGACAACGAACGCCUCCACGAAGCCUUCCCAAAUCGUGUUCUGGUCUCUGCCAAGAAGUGGCUGCCACAUGUUGGAGAAAGUGGUCUUUUCCAAGCAAGAGAAUUUGAAGUGGUUGUGGCAUCCGCAUGAACCACCUAUUUAUCCCCAGUUCAGGUGGCUGUCCGGCGAAGACAUUGAAAACGAGUCAAAUCCCGACCGAAUGGAAUUCGACACAAAGUCUGCAGAAUCAAACGAGAAGUGGCAAGCCACUCUAAAAGAUGCUCAAAAUGCAAAUCAAACACUGUACAUGCACGAACACGCUCUAUGCACAAUAUCAUCAGAACGAGUCCUCGAAGUCGUCAAGACGCCGAAGUCUUCAGAAAGACGAGACCAUAAGCACAACUUCACAACCGUCUCUGAUGAAGUCCUACUACACCCCGGGACGAUCCCGCUCAUCACAAUCCGCCACCCGGUCCUCUACGUUCCCUCGAACUACCGCGCCACCAACUCACUCUACACUGGCUGCAAACGAAGCAACUGGAUCGUAAACACCAGCCUGGCAUUCAACCGGGACCUGUACGACUACUACGUGGCCCACGGCAUCGAACCCGUCGUUGCCGACUCGGACGACUACAUGUCCAGUGAGUCGUUCGCCCGGCAUCUGACCGGCAAGCUGGGACUGGAUCCAGCGAAGGCAAUCGUAUCCUGGCCCAAAGCGACGGAGAAUGAGAAACAGGAAAUGCAUCCAAUGCUCCUCCAAGUGCAGGCUACGCUGGUGGACUCUGGAGGGAUCAGGCCCAAUCGUGCGUCGAAGAAUCUCGAUUUGGAUGCCGAGAGGGAGAAAUGGAAGAAGGAGUUCAACGCGGACGAGCUUGCGCUAAUGGAGGAGCUGGUGGAUAUUGCUAUGCCGCAUUACGAGUAUCUGAGGGAGAGGCGACUGCGAGUAUGA